AUGGGGCGAGGGAGAAGGAGAGGCAUGAGAGCAGUGCCGUUGUUCUUGGUCCUGCUGGUGUUGGUGUUCAUGGCCGUGGCGAGGGUGGCCGCGGCGGAGGGAAGCGACGUUGCAGAAGGUGUCGACGUUGGCGGAGGGGAAGGCGAAGACAAGGCUUUUGAGAAGAGGUUCUUGAAGCUGUGGACGGACGGAGGCGGCGGGGACGGGGAAGAUCACCUCAGAUGUUACGGUGAUGACGAAGAUGAUUAUGGUGAUAUCUAUGACGACGAAAAAGUCAAAGAGAUGACGGAGGAGGAGGAGGAGGGCGAAGAUGGCAUCAUGUUGGGUGCGACGAGAUGCCCGAAUCCGAACAAGAAAAAGAAGAAGAAGAAGAGGAACGUCGUGAAGGUCGACAGCUUCGGCGCCGUGGGGGACGGCUGCGCCGACGACACAGAGGCAUUCGCAAAGGCGUGGGAGAAGGCGUGCUCGCUGAAGGACGCGGUGCUGGUGGUGACCGCCGGCCGGCGCUACAAGGUGGGGCCGAGCAGGUUCAUGGGCCCGUGCAAGGAGAGGCUGGUGGUGCUGAUCCACGGCACCAUCGUGGCGCCGGAGGAGCCGUCGGAGUGGAACCCCAAGAGCCCGCGGCUGUGGCUCCUCUUCGGCGGGCUCGUCGGCGCGCGCAUCCAAGGCGGGGGCGUCAUCGACGGCUCCGGCUCCAAAUGGUGGGCCAACUCCUGCAAGGUGGACCGGUCGAAGCCGUGCAAGGGCGCGCCGACGGCGGUGACCAUCGACUCGUGCCGGGGUGUGCGGGUGCGCGGCCUGACCAUCCAGAACGCGCAACAGAUGCACCUGACGGUGUCGCGGUCGCGCGGGGUGCGUCUGGACGGGAUGGCCAUCCAGGCGCCGGGGGACAGCCCCAACACCGACGGCAUCCACGUGGCCGAGUCCACCGCGGUGACCAUCACGGGCGCCCGCAUCGGCACCGGCGACGACUGCGUGUCCAUCUCCAACGCCAGCUUCGCCGUGAAGAUGAAGGGCAUCGUGUGCGACCCGGGCCACGGCAUCAGCAUCGGCAGCCUGGGGCAGGGCGGCUCCUUCGCCGCUGUGGAGGGGGUGACCCUCGACGACGCCCGCAUCGCCCGCGCCCAGAACGGCGUCCGGAUCAAGACGUGGCAGGGCGGCGCCGGCUACGUGCGCAACGUCCGCUUCUCCAACGUGCUGGUGGAGGCCGUCGACCACCCCAUCAUCAUCGACCAGUUCUACUGCGACUCCAGGACGCCGUGCGCAAACCAGACCACCAACGUGGCCGUCAGCAACGUCAUGUACCGGAACAUCUCCGGCACCUCCACGCGGGACGAGGCCAUCAAGUUCGCCUGCAGCGACGCCGUGCCCUGCAGCGACAUCGUGCUCAGCAACGUCAACCUGCUCGGGGACGACGGCGCCGAGGUGCAGGCCGUGUGCAACUGCGCCAUGGGGCUGGGCUACGACCCCGUCCGCCCCGCCGUCGACUGCCUCAGGAACAACGCGUGCGGCAGCGGCGGCGGAGGGCUGAAGCUAGGCGCGGAGGAGCCGUCGACGACGGUCGCGCCGCUGCACACCGAGCUGUGA
Molecule: messenger RNA, 1587 nt
Organism: Triticum turgidum subsp. durum (durum wheat)
Lineage: Eukaryota; Viridiplantae; Streptophyta; Magnoliopsida; Poales; Poaceae
Source: the annotation of a GenBank genome assembly